Molecule: messenger RNA, 1470 nt
Organism: Trichosurus vulpecula (common brushtail)
Lineage: Eukaryota; Metazoa; Chordata; Mammalia; Diprotodontia; Phalangeridae
Gene: PEX7
Product: peroxisomal biogenesis factor 7
Exons: 10
Coding region: 93-1064 (323 amino acids)
Biological process (GO): protein import into peroxisome matrix
Cellular component (GO): cytosol; peroxisomal matrix
Molecular function (GO): protein binding
Source: RefSeq, a predicted model, not a curated record
CUCCCGGAACUGGGGCUGGCGCCGCCGCGGCUGCCUCAGGAAAGGGGGAGGACGGAAAGGGGGCGGGGUGCGAGAGGGUGGCUGGGUGGGGGAUGAGCGCGGUGCACGGCGGGGGCGCGCAGACGCUGCGGACCCCGGGUCGCCAUGGUUACGCCGUGGAGUUCUCCCCCUACCUGCCCGGGCGCCUGGCGUGCGCCGCCUCCCAGCACUACGGGAUCGCGGGCUGUGGAACACUCAUUGUACUACAACAAAACGAAGCUGGGAUCGGACGCUUUAGAAGUUUUGACUGGAAUGAUGGCCUGUUUGAUGUGACGUGGAGUGAGAAUAAUGAACAUGUACUAAUCACAUGCAGUGGAGAUGGGUCUCUGCAGCUCUGGGAUACUGCAGAAGCCGCCGGCCCUUUGCAGGUGUUUAAAGAGCACACACAGGAGGUUUAUAGUGUUGAUUGGAGCCAAACCAGAGGUGAGCAGCUCGUGGUGUCUGGCUCAUGGGAUCAAACAGCCAAACUGUGGGAUCCAGCUGUUGGAAAGUCACUAUGUACUUUUAGAGGCCAUGAAGGUGUCAUUUAUAGCACAAUCUGGUCACCCCACAUCCCUGGUUGUUUUGCUUCAACCUCAGGGGAUCAGACUCUAAGAGUUUGGGAUGUGAAGACGUCAGGAGUCAAAAUUGUGAUUCCAGCUCAUCAAGCAGAAAUUUUAAGCUGUGACUGGUGCAAAUACAAUGAGAAUUUGCUGGUAACGGGUGCAGUCGAUUGUAGUUUAAGAGGCUGGGACUUAAGAAACAUACGUCAACCAGUAUUUGAACUUCUUGGUCAUACCUAUGCUAUUAGGAGGGUGAAAUUUUCGCCAUUUCAUGCUUCUUUGUUGGCCUCUUGCUCCUAUGAUUUUACAGUGAGAUUCUGGAAUUUUUCGAAUCCCGAUCCUCUCCUAGAAACAGUGGAGCAUCAUACAGAGUUUACGUGUGGGCUAGAUUUAAGUCUAUAUAACCCUACUCAGGUAGCUGACUGUGCUUGGGAUGAAACUGUGAAAAUCUAUAACCCAGCUUGUCUUAUGAACCCACCUUAGCAAGCGCUCUCCUGCUGAAAUGUAGGCUAAGAAACUGUCCAAUACAAAAUAAAUUAAUUAUUGAUAACAUUUUGACAUAAUUCUUUAUAUUGUUAGGAUUUUAAACUUUAUAAAUGAUUCGUAAUUAAUUGAGGAAAGUAAAUAGAAACUUUGGUUAGUUAUUUGAAUCCAUUGUGUGCAUUAAAUUUCCUACAUUUAAGAAUUUGGUGUGUUUCCUACAUGGAUUAUGGUGUUCCUUACAACAUAUGCUAAGAUCUAAUCUCUGUAUUGGAGAAGUCAUUUGGUUGAAUCGAAAGUGAUACAUUUUAUUUUUAUGUCACAAUUUUCAUGUAAAAUGACUAAUGCUAUUGAUAAUAAAUAUCCCAAUAAAUUGCUUCUCUUAACUACUACUAUGAUGACAGAAAAA